UCUUGUAGCACCGCCUUCAACGACGAUGUUGACACUUCCUGGAUUUAACUUGAACAAUUCCUGCGUCUAAGUCUAAGUGCUUGCCAUGGGACUCUUGGCAGGAUAAACACUUUAACGUGUUUAGUUUCAUACGAAACUUUAUUUCAUAUGAAGAGUCAUGUUCAACGUCGAUGUGCCGGUUCUGUCAGUGAAAUGAUAGCAGACUGAUUUAUCUAGCUGAAUGGGAAUGGAGAUACUGCAUAGGUAGCUAGCUAGCUAGCUAGCUAGCGAGGGAGCAAAGCUUAGUUAACAAUGUAGCAAUUUGUAACAUGUUACAAAUAGGUUAAUGUAAUACAUGUGGUUCGCUGGGAAUAAGGGAAGUCUGUAUUUUCGAAAGGGAAGCAGUACCAUGGGUUUGUUGGUGCAUAAAGCUCUCUCUCAACUGAUGAGAACACACGUGUUGUUGAGUUUUGCACUUGUGAUGCGACUGCUGUUGGUCGGCUUUGGUAUUUAUCAGGACAGAACUAUGACGGUCAAAUACACAGACAUCGAUUACCAUGUAUUUACAGAUGCGUCAAGAUACGUUACUCAGGUAGGCAACAGAGAGCAUACUGUUCAGAGUUCUCCAUUGUCAGUUUAACAUUGCACGAAUUAGAUGGAUUAGAAGUCGUUUUCAUGAUACUGGUAUAUCUGAUUGGCCAAGUAUGUGGGUUCUCCCUCGCUUUCAUACACACACACAAACCUGCAGUACUGCAAAAAAAGUCAGAAAAGGCGCAUAUUUGUGUGUGGAGGGUAAACAAACGUUAUAGACCUCCACUAUUCAUAUGAUCAGAAAUAUGUAUGGCGUGAGGAAAUGUGAUCCACUCGUCCUUCUCUCAGGCUAUGGCAAGAAGUGAUCAAUGUAUUGUGCAUUAAAAAGCAAGCAGUCAUCUUAUGUCUGUGAAGCAAGCAUUCCCUCUUUCAACUGAUGUCUGCUGCUGAUUUUUCUACUUCAAUGCAUUCUUUACUUCUUAUGUUCCUUCCAAAUACAGCAGCAUACGAGGGUGAGUCUCCAUACAACAGGUCCACCUACCGCUACACUCCCCUCCUAGCCUGGAUACUGACCCCAAACAUCUACCUGACAUUUGUGUUCGGUAAGCUCCUGUUCGUGGCGUGCGACGUGCUAACAGGCCUUCUCAUCCAGCGCCUGCUUCUGCUGCGCGGCCUGUCGGCGGAGUCGUCGUGCCUCUACAGCGCCCUCUGGCUGCUGAACCCGCUGCCCGCGGGCGUGUCGUCGCGCGGGAACGCGGAGUCCCUAUUGGCGGCCUUGGUGCUGGGAACUCUGCUGUGUUUGGAGCGGAGAUGGCUGUUUUCCGGCGCCGUGCUCUAUGGCUUGGCCGUGCACAUGAAGAUCUACCCAGUGACGUAUGCGCUGCCCAUCGCCCUCUAUCUGCAGACCAGGGAGCAGGGAGCGGGAACCCCCGGUGGGAAGAGGAGCUGGACACUCUGGGGAUUUGUCCGCAGAGUACUGAACAGAGAUCUCCUGAUGUUCGCCUUCAUUUCUGGAGGGCUUUUCUGCGGACUAACCCUAGUAUUCUACCAUAUAUACGGUUGGGACUUCCUCCACGAGACAUACCUGUACCACCUGACUCGGCGGGACAUCCGCCACAACUUCUCGCCGUACUUCUACAUGCUGUACCUGACGGCAGAGAGAGAGUGGAGCUUGGUGCUGGGCCUGGCCUCCUUCCUCCCUCAGGUGUCCCUCCUGCUGCUCUCCUCCCUGGCCUUCCACACUGACCUGAGCCUCUGCUGCUUCCUCAACACCGCCAUCUUCGUCACCUUCAACAAAGUCUGCACCUCACAGUACUUCCUGUGGUACCUCUGUCUAUUGCCUCUGGUUAUUCCCCACCUCACUCUGUCUCUCAAGAAAGGAGUUGGGGUGCUGGCUCUUUGGUUUGCUGCGCAGGCCCUUUGGCUGGCGCCAGCGUAUUACCUGGAGUUUGAGGGACAGGACACUUUUGUCCUCAUCUGGCUUGCUGGCCUGCUCUUUCUCAUCAUCAACACUUACAUAAUGGUCACGAUCAUCUCCCAUUACAGGCGAAUUGCCAUCCCGAACAGGCCUAAAACUGACUGAAUGGUCACUUCGUAAAAAGACAUUCGCCGCAGUGUCUAUUUACUCUGGUGGGGCCUGUGUUUUCCUGGAGCUACAUGGGUCUAAAAAUGGAGUGGUUUACACAUUUGGCUUCAAACUAGGUCAUGCCCUCGAUGACCCUCAAGGUGCAGUAUGAAGAAUGACCAGUAGGUGGCACGCAGUCCACAAGAGUGAGACAUAAUCUCAACACACCAUGUGGUGCACUUAAGGAUAUCCAGGAUGUAAACAACAACAACAACAACAACAACAACAAUAAUAAUACCAUCAAGAAGGGGGGG
Molecule: messenger RNA, 2388 nt
Organism: Clupea harengus (Atlantic herring)
Lineage: Eukaryota; Metazoa; Chordata; Actinopteri; Clupeiformes; Clupeidae
Gene: pigm
Product: phosphatidylinositol glycan anchor biosynthesis, class M
Biological process (GO): GPI anchor biosynthetic process
Cellular component (GO): glycosylphosphatidylinositol-mannosyltransferase I complex; membrane
Molecular function (GO): alpha-1,4-mannosyltransferase activity; GPI mannosyltransferase activity
Source: RefSeq, a predicted model, not a curated record